AUGUCAAAAAUAUCGCAGGACGGAGAUCUGGAUGAUCCGUUCCUGCUGCUUCUUCGCAAACGGGCGAUCGAGUUGCGCGAACGACUAGACAUCCCCUUCUCGCACGAUGAUCGGGAUGAUGGGCAGCACUGGCCAAGAUGCCUCGCGAGGCCGCCUUCCGUGGACGAGUUCCGAAAGAUAGUGGAAAGACAUGUACCAGUGCUCAUAAACGGAUCUAUGGACGAUCGCGCGGAGCUUGCGGUGAGAUGGAAGGACACCGACUACUUAGCGGAACGCAUGGGCGAUCGAAGCGUAGUGGUUGCCAUCACCCCUGACGGACGGGCAGAUGACCUCGUAGUGCAUCCGAAGGACGAGAAGCCGGUAUUCUCACUUCCCUUGGAGCGGAGAAUGCCCUUCUCGGAGCUGCUUGAACGUCUAUCCAAACAGGUGCAGGGCAAGAGCAACACCAUCGCAUAUCUUCAGUCACAGAACUCCAACUUGAGCGUGCAGGAGUAUGGCGAUCUCUCGCCACUUCUGCAGGAUCUUGAACUCCGCACAGGUGCUGAAAGCACUGAGGCUGCAGAGACAAACCGCAGCGAUCUACCCUGGGCAACCGAAGCCAUCGGAUAUCCACCCGAAGCAACCAAUCUUUGGAUCGGCACAUCGGCGUCUCGAACCUCGAUGCAUCGCGAUUACUACGAGAACCUCUUCACAGUCGUUCGAGGCUGCAAAGAGUUCACCGUCUAUCCUCCUUCCGAAGCUUGUUUCCUCUGUGACGAUCAAGAGUACCAUAUCCACAACUACAACACAGACGAACAAGGGCAGCUGGUGUUGCGACCGGAUCAGAAUGGCGCAACGACAAGGUGGAUCCCCAUCAAUCCGACUUUGCCCAAGCAUGCCGCUCGCAACGCACCCUUUGUGCAUCGCGACCUCAACUCGAUAUCGAAAAAUGCACCCAGACGACCACACGGCGAGCAGACCAAAUACGGCUAUGCAUUACCUGCGCUCAGGAUCCGUGUCCACGAGGGCGAGACGCUCUACUUGCCGAGCGGCUGGUUCCAUCACGUUUCGCAACAACAGGAUCAGCAGCUGGUUUCAGUCGAUGGCAAGCAAGUUGAUCGAGGUCUCUGUCUUUGUUUGAAUUGGUGGUACGAGAUCUCGGAUGAAGUAGCCAUUCAGCUGGAAGAGAUGAACCUCGAUAUACCCUCGUAA
This is a messenger RNA of Ustilago hordei, 1191 nucleotides long. RefSeq lists its product as uncharacterized. Lineage: Eukaryota; Fungi; Basidiomycota; Ustilaginomycetes; Ustilaginales; Ustilaginaceae. Gene Ontology annotation, molecular function: 2-oxoglutarate-dependent dioxygenase activity. The coding region runs from base 1 to 1191 and encodes 396 amino acids. The transcript has a single exon. The record is from RefSeq and is a predicted model, not a curated record.